AACAUGCUCAGAAUCGGAUUGUCCUCUGUGAGAGGGGCCAGAAUCGCCAGAGCUGCUCCCAGAGUUUCUGCCUUCAGAAGCUUGACCACCAAGACUACCAUUACUGACCACGCUACUGGGCGAGUUAUCACCUUGACCGACCCCAACAGACCAGAGAUAGGUGACUAUCCCGACUUCACACCGCAGUUGGCCCAAGACAAGGAUCCAUAUGCCAAAUAUGAUGAUCCCCAAAAUAGAAGAAACUUGAACGAUCCCGUUUCCAUUAACGAUGAUUUGUACGACAUCUGGUCUCCAGACUACUACCAGUUUGUCUCAGACAAGACUGCUUUGAAACAUAACGCUAUAUUCUUUUCGCUUGUAUUUGGCUUCGGUGCUACCAUCUGGUACUUCCAGUUGAACCCGGAGAAGCCAGCCAUGCCUAGAUCUUUCCCAUUUGGUGGUUUGGCCAAAGAGUUGGGCUCGGGCUCAGCUGAAGAUGACUACUUCUAUCGUGUUAAAGCCGAUACUACUGCAGAACAGGAGUUAGGCUUCUUGGGUGCCGACAAUGACACGGUUGCCAACAAGGACUCGUACAUAAGCCAGAAUUCGGACUUUAUCAAGGCCUAAUGUCGUUAGCCAUUCACAAACCAGACUAGAAAGAAGCUACCAAUACAGCAACGUAAGUAAUAAGAAAAAUCUGGAAGUGCUAUUCAUCUCGUUUGAUGUUUAAUUGACGUAACAUAGCAACUUACAAUUUUUUGAAUUUCCUUCUAGUCUCAUCAUCAGCCCGCUGCUUUCGUGCAGUGGGCCCAUAGACCUCUCGGUUUUCCAUCGCAUUAUCAUUGCUUUAGUAAGGAUAUAUAUAUUUUCA
Molecule: messenger RNA, 850 nt
Organism: Scheffersomyces stipitis CBS 6054
Lineage: Eukaryota; Fungi; Ascomycota; Pichiomycetes; Serinales; Debaryomycetaceae
Exons: 1
Coding region: 4-606 (200 amino acids)
Cellular component (GO): mitochondrion
Source: RefSeq, a predicted model, not a curated record